CUCCAUCCUUAGCUUUGCCUUGUGCAGUGCACUCUACAUUGGACACACAUGUUGCUCCUGUAAGUUGUGGCGGACAGUGAACAUUGGAACAAACGAGGAACCGGUAAUGGAGUCUGCAGGAGACGGCCAUUCCAUGAAAGGUGUAGACAGGACGGAGGUCGAAAGGCAGGCAGAGGUGGCAGGGAACAGUCGGGGCAAUCGUGUGAGAAUGGACGGGAAUGCGGUGAACUAUUGGGAGGAGGCACUGUUUGUGCUGAGUCACAAGCUCGAUCGGCACUCCCUUGAGAGGAAUCUCCCAUCUGCAGUCUUGUUUGCUCGUCAGCAUCUCAAAUGCGGUCAUUCCAUUUUCAUUUGCUGCAGGGAUGGUGUUGAUUACAGUGUAGCUGUCUGCCUGGCUAUCCUGGUUUCCUGUUUCAAUGACCAUGGAGUGUUGUUUGGUGAUUCAGAACAGGAAAUGGCUGCUCCUGCUGCUGUGACAACAAAAGCAAGCUUGCGACGACGACUGGCGUAUUUGGCUGCAUAUGACCCAGAUGCCAGACCUUGCCGUGGAAACCUUAAGCAAGUGUACCACUACUUAUCCACUCCUGCUCAGACUCGCCAUGACCAUUCAUCGAUGCGAAGAGAGGAUAGAUAGAAUGAAUCAGGGCAAGAGGACAAGGGAGCUACCCAACCCGUCUCGUGGCUGAACUGUACACAGAGGUGUGGGAGCGAAGACGCAGUGGGCCAACAAGGAUGUGGAUAGAGGUCGGUGGCGAAAGGGGUGUGCAGAUUUCAAUACAGAGAUGACUUAUCCCAGGGGAACAAAAACCAGCAAUCUAG
Chara braunii is the source of this 819-nucleotide messenger RNA. NCBI's taxonomy places the organism in Eukaryota, Viridiplantae, Streptophyta, Charophyceae, Charales, Characeae. The record is from the annotation of a GenBank genome assembly.